GGACCGGCGGGCGGACGCCGGAGUUCGGAAGGAUCUAUCAGCUCGAUGCCUACGGGAUAUAAAUAAAGGGGCUCAUCUGGAACUCUUAGAUUUGACCCGUAAUUUUAUCAUAACAGUCAGUUCCGGUGCUAUUGCACAGCCGGUAUCGCCGGUGUUUGAGUUAUCGAAAUCGCCACGUUUUCCGGUCGCAGCUCCGGACUGCAGCGAUGACGGACACGCAUUCGAGGCAACCCGAGCUGGUGUGGUAUUUAGCGUAUGGAUCUAACAUGAGCUCCGCGAAAUUUACCGGUGGCCGAGGCAUCGUACCACUUGAUACCGUUCGAGUUCGGAUACCGGGAUGGAUCCUGGCCAUGGAGAUCCCUGGUCUGCCGUACUCCGAACCGUCCUUUAGUUCUAUUGUGCCGCGCACCUGCAUCGAAGCCGUAGUCGAAAAAUGCGCUACGCCCGAUCUUGUCGGACUCGCGUACUUAAUCACCCAGGAUCAGUACCGCCAUGUUCUGGCUUCCGAGGGUGGCGGUACUGCUUAUCGGGACAUAUCCGUUCGUGGUGAAGCUUUGGAGGCCGAGGAUAGCCAAAGGAUUGGCCAUCCAAUCUUACUCCGGACUUUAGCGACCGCCAUGAGAAGACAACCUUGGCCCGCACCGAGCAGACGGUACAAGGAUCUCCUUGUCCAAGGUGGGGAGGAAGCCCGUCUUCCACCAAAAUAUCAACAGUACCUAUCGGAGAUGGCGUGUUAUAAUCCCCCUGAUGCACAAUGGACUAAGAUCGGGGCCUUCAUCUUUACUACGAUGUGGGGGCCGGUAAUGGCUUUUUUAGAAUGGAUAACAGGAAUAAGCAUCCAGGAAGAUGGGAAUGCUCUCCCAUGCGUGAUAUUACUUGUUAGAUGGACCAUGUUUAUCAUCUGGGCUAGCCACGAUUACCUAUUUGCCCCCGUAUUUGGCCGAGGAGACGGGUUAUAGAUUAAAUCUGAGCUUCCUCACUGUCGAUAUUGGUUCGACCUUGUAUAAUUCG
Messenger RNA from Annulohypoxylon maeteangense, 1011 nucleotides. RefSeq lists its product as uncharacterized. The record is from RefSeq and is a predicted model, not a curated record. NCBI's taxonomy places the organism in Eukaryota, Fungi, Ascomycota, Sordariomycetes, Xylariales, Hypoxylaceae. The transcript has 2 exons. Bases 207 to 959 code for a protein of 250 amino acids.